This is a messenger RNA of Saccostrea cuccullata (small rock oyster), 933 nucleotides long. RefSeq lists its product as uncharacterized. The record is from RefSeq and is a predicted model, not a curated record. NCBI's taxonomy places the organism in Eukaryota, Metazoa, Mollusca, Bivalvia, Ostreida, Ostreidae. The transcript is spliced from 2 exons. The coding region runs from base 1 to 933 and encodes 310 amino acids.
AUGUCAACAAAAGCCAAGGGAUUAAAGGACCUCAUUGACAUAGUAAUGUUUGAUGUCAAAGUCAAAAUUGUAAAAGUUAAUCGUGAAUUACAAAAACGGAAGCGAACCCUUGCCAGCAUACAAAUUUAUGAACACAGAUAUGAACAAUCAGCUAAUAGAAUGGUAAAAUUCCUCUUUUUUCUUAAAACCACAUUUGUUCCUAAGAUUAAAGAAGAUCUAUUUAUCACAAAAACCGCCUUGCUCUCCCUGACUAUGAAUAUCAACAUAAUCAAAAAUAUAAACAAAGAGGAUGUGAUAAAGUUACUGAGUAAAAUCCAAAUCACAGAGAGAAGGAAAAGACAAGUAAGAGAUGAAGAUCUGCUGGUACUGAUGUCUACACCUGUGUUACGGAAAAUGGUUAAACUGAAAAUGUCUGGAGGGAACACUCUGCAACAGCUUACAAGUGAAGCUAAUUAUAACUGGUAUAAUAUAUGUGGAGCACACACAGUGAACAAUAAAGGUGAAUUGAUUUAUAAAGGCACUAGUAACAGUAUUAUCAAACUUUCUACAGAUAACAGAACCCAGUCAACAUUGAUAAAAGGAACUGACCCAUGGGAGCCAGUGUGUGUGUAUUCCUCUCCCGCCAACGGCGAUCUACUGGUCGGGAUGCUUAGUUAUGUUGACAAGACAUGCAAAGUAAACCGUUACAAUAGUACAGGACAACACAUACAGACAAUACAACAUGACGGCAAGGGUCAACAACUGUACAGGGUACCUAGAUAUAUCCUAGAAAAUCCUAAUAGAGACAUCAUUGCGUCUGACUAUAACCAGGUAGUUGUAACAGAUGAUGGAGGAAAACAUCGCUUCUCGUACACAGGAUCUCCAUCAGAAUCACGGCUACAACCUAAUGGAAUCUGCACAGACGCUCUGUUACAUAUUCUACACAGUGUGUGA